Molecule: messenger RNA, 711 nt
Organism: Crotalus tigris (Tiger rattlesnake)
Lineage: Eukaryota; Metazoa; Chordata; Lepidosauria; Squamata; Viperidae
Product: apovitellenin-1-like
Exons: 4
Coding region: 16-504 (162 amino acids)
Biological process (GO): lipid metabolic process
Cellular component (GO): chylomicron
Molecular function (GO): enzyme inhibitor activity
Source: RefSeq, a predicted model, not a curated record
GGUUUAACUAACUCUAUGUAUUGUGAAACAGCUGAUGUGAAACAAAACAAGACUUCUUGGUGCAACUAUUUUGGAACUGAAAGACAGCUGAUAUUUCAGAAUCAGAAGAAACAGCAGCCAGUGAAGAGAACUCUGCAAAACUAUUUGUCAACAUCUACCAAAACAGUGAUCAAAACUAUGCUCCAGCUCAAGCCUUUAUCUCUUGUUCUGAUCCUUUUACUUGGACAUAUGAUGACUGAAACUGAAGCCAAAGCCAUUUCAAAGAGGCAUGUUCGUCAUGAUUGGCUGAUUAUUCCUGAUACAAUUGCAUUUAAUAUAUAUUCCUUAGUAAAUGAAGUGUCACCUAAAGUAGCUGAGUAUUUGUUUAAUGCUGUCCAAACACCAAUUAUUCUUGAAACAAGGAACUUCCUGAUAAGAGAAACAGCUAAGCUCAAUAUACUGGCUGAACAACUGGGAGAAAAAUUAUCUGGAUUAUGGAAAGAAUUGACACAGUCAGCACAGUGAUAACACCUGCAUGAAUCUGUGAAAUACAUCCUUGUGUUUUUGCACAUACAACGAUCUUUAAAAAAUCAGUAGUGCAAAGGGAAAUCUUUGUGAAGGACAUUGGGAAAUAAAUAAGCUAGACUCAGCAAGGUUCUUUCUUCAUAACAAAUAUUAUUUGCUUCUGCUAUUGGAAAUAAUCAUAAUAGACCAUUUAUCUCAUUUCAUUAA